Nasonia vitripennis (jewel wasp) is the source of this 1158-nucleotide messenger RNA. RefSeq names its product odorant receptor 86 (gene Or86). Gene Ontology annotation, molecular function: olfactory receptor activity; odorant binding. Gene Ontology annotation, biological process: detection of chemical stimulus involved in sensory perception of smell; sensory perception of smell. Lineage: Eukaryota; Metazoa; Arthropoda; Insecta; Hymenoptera; Pteromalidae. The record is from RefSeq and is marked inferred. Bases 1 to 1158 code for a protein of 385 amino acids. Gene Ontology annotation, cellular component: plasma membrane. The transcript is spliced from 5 exons.
AUGUUAGAACUACCAUAUAAAUUGUUAAUUUUAACGGGUAUCUGGAUGCCAGAAGACUGGACACAUAAACAUCAAAAGUUAGGAUGGCUCAUAUUCUCUAUUAUAUCCAUUGGCUUAGUUUUUAUGCAAUUCAGCUCCCUGGUUAUUUUUCUCAUGAUAUCAAAAUCAUGCGCACAGUUUUUCGAAAGGGUGUUCCUGAUACCCGCAGGAGUUUCGAGCCUUCAGAAAAUAUACAUUUUUAUCACUCAUCGCAAGGAAUUAAUUGACCUAGGCAAAAUGCUUUUAAAAGAUUACUGCAUUCCACGAAAUUUUGAAGAGUUGUCAAUACAACACAGAUACGAAGAACUCAUCAGGGUCCUUACUUUAGUUUGCUUCGUACUGGUAAAUAUAACCAUGAUGAAUCUCCUCGUCUUGCCUUUAGUAACAAACGGAGAGAACCGAACUUUGCCUAUGAAUGUUUGGCUACCUUACCCUGUUGACUCGGAUGCAUCCUAUUGGUUGACCUAUACGCAUCAAACUUUGGGCACACUCCUGCUUGGCACAGGAGCAGUUGGAAGUACGCUGAUGAUUAACGGAUUCAUGCAUCAAGUUUGUUGCCAGUUCGAAAUUUUAAGUUCUCGCUUCCAGAAACUGCCACAAAUCAUCAAAAGACUUCAAUUGUUGAAGAAACCAAAUCACUUGAUUUAUGAGUACGAAAAGAAAUCGAUGAAGCAAUACGUUCAACAUCACCUUUAUAUUUUCAGAGUUGCAGAUACGAUAAAUGAUAUUUUUAAGUCCGUAAUAUUCCAACAGUUUUGUAUAAGUUCUAUUGUUGUAUCCGCAAGCAUUUUUCAAUUGUCAACGAGACCAGACAAAGAUAUGGAAUUCAUCAUGGUUUUUUGUUACUUAAUUUGCGUUUUAGUUGAAUUUUUAAUCUACUCUUGGUUUGGCAACGAGCUAAUGUUGGAGAGCUUACAUUUUCAAACAUCGGUGUAUCAAAUUGAUUGGACAGCCUUGAGUAUAGGAUCCGGUAAAGAUUUAGUGUUUAUAAUGAUGAGAGCAUCGAAACCAGUGAUUAUGUAUUGCGGACAUUUUAUUAUACUGUCUCUUGAAUCUUAUUUAGGUAUUCUGAAAGCAUCUUACUCAGUUUUUAAUAUACUCAGAAGAUCAUCUAAUUAG